AUGGAUAUUUACAGAAAAGGCCCGACAGGAUAUUUGGCAGAUAUAAAGUUCGAAAAUAUAAGUCUCAUAGGUGAACGAAUACUUGAAUCUGUAUUUAAUGAAUUAGAUAAUACGGAUAAAUGGAUUUAUUUAUUUCUCAAAACUUUGAGAACCAUAGCCAUUUUCACUUCUUUUGAUUCAACACAAUGA
Molecule: messenger RNA, 189 nt
Organism: Entrophospora sp. SA101
Lineage: Eukaryota; Fungi; Glomeromycota; Glomeromycetes; Entrophosporales; Entrophosporaceae
Source: the annotation of a GenBank genome assembly